Coregonus sp. 'balchen' is the source of this 624-nucleotide messenger RNA. Lineage: Eukaryota; Metazoa; Chordata; Actinopteri; Salmoniformes; Salmonidae. The record is from the annotation of a GenBank genome assembly.
AUGCUGAGUUAUAGUAAUUGUAUUUUUAGGAUGUCAUACUGUUCUAUAUAAGGUUGUUCUGUUUUUUUCUCUUUCCCAGCCAUGUCCACUGAGACCGGUGAUGGCCCCCUUCCUGAGAGGAGGAAGAUGUUGCCUCCUGGUUUAGGGAAACCCCCACCGCUGCUACCCACCCCCUCAGGCCCUCGUGGCAGAGAGACACCCCCUGGAAUGGGAGAGCACUCUGCUAACCCCCUCAUGACUUCUCCAGGUGAGUAACUGUUCUAAAACUAGACAUGUUCUACAGGACAGAUGGGCAUUAGAUGGCAAUGUCUAAAAUCAAACUCAUGAGUCAAUUGUUAUUGCUAUGCUUGUAUAUGUGUCGACAGUCUUUGAUCUGUUUUCUAUCUAGGCUCAUACCCCAAGACCAAGCCCCCUCCACUGCUAUCCAUGCACCCUUCUACACAUGGCCCUCCUCACGGCAUCCACGGUCCACUACAUCGAGGACCCCCACACCAACACGGCCCCCCUAACCCCCGAGGGCCCCCACCCCCCCGUGGCCCCAUGCCCCCACACGGCCCCAGAGGAACCUCACUGAAGAGCCUUCACAUGGGACCCCAGCCUGGGCUGUUCACCUGUCCAGGUUAG